AUGAUUAGAUUUCGCAAUUCAGAUUUGGUGGGCAUGCAGCACUUGAAACCCUACAAAUAUCUGAACUUUUUCUUGGUUGCUGUGGAACAACCUUAUCCUGCUGCCAUCUGCGGUGGCGUGAACAAUAUGGAGAAGCAAGCAAUGCCGAUGGGGCUAUUCUUCACCGAGAAGUUGAAUCAUAAAUCAUGUAAUCAGUGCUCCGAGGCUGCUGCAAAACUUGCUCCCAACAUCAUAAUGAACCAUGAUUUUUCUGGAGGACUUCAUCAUUGGCGCCCCAACCGCUGUGCUGCCUAUGUCACUUCAGAAGAAACUGCAUAUCCUCGAGGGAAAUCGGCUAAGCUAAAUGGCCGUUUCGCUGUUGUUGCAAACCGUAAAGAAUGCUGGCAAGGUCUGGAGCGGGACAUCAGCAAUAGAGUCACUGCAGGCUCCAUUUACACCAUUUGUGCUUGGGUUGGAGCGUCGAGCCUUCAAGGCGCCGCGGACGUGCUGGCCACUUUGAGACUUGAAAGCAAUUUCUCUGCAGUUAGCUACAAGUUCAUUGCAAAGGCUUCCGCUUCCACUGAUCACUGGGAGAAGCUAGAGGGCACCUUCUCGCUGCCAACUCUGCCCCGUCGUGUUAUCCUUUAUCUUGAAGGGCCUUCUCCCGGCAUUGACCUAUUUAUAAGAUCGGUUGUCGUCUCCUGCAACUUCUCCAGCCAGCCUGAUAAGUUGAAUCAUAAACCGGGUACCAAUCAGUGCUCCGAGGCUGCUGCUGCUGCAAAACCUGCUCCCAAUAUCAUAAUCAACCAUGAUUUUUCAGGUGGACUUCAUCACUGGCGCCCCAACCGGUGUACUGCCUAUGUCACUUCAGAACUAACUGCUCAUCCGCGAGGGCUAAGUGGCCAUUUCGCUGUUGUUGUCAACCGUAAAGAAUGCUGGCAAGGCCUGGAGCAGGACAUCACCAAUAGAAUCUCAGCAGGCUCCAUUUACACCAUCUGUGCUUGGGUUGGAGUUUCGAGCCUUCAAGGCGCCACAGACGUGCUAGCCACUUUGAGACUCGAAAACAAUUACUUUUCAGUUAGCUACAAGUUCAUUGCAAAAGCUUCUGCUUCCACGGACCACUGGGAGAAGUUAGAAGGAACCUUCUCGCUGCCAAUUCUGCCCUGUCGUGUUAUCCUUUAUCUUGAAGGGCCUUCUCCUGGCAUUGAUCUAUUUAUAAGAUCGGUUGUUGUCCGAUGAAUCUGGUGUGUAAGAACUAAAAGCAAGACCUCCUUUUGCUGCAUCAAAGUCUUUUUGGACUCCAAAUAUUUCUCGCUCUUCUGAAGUCCAUGUUCGUCGUUUCUGGCAUGACGCUGAACUACAUGUUGCUGCUAUGUUAAUGGCAAUAGUCUUAGUUUGAUUUGGAGUCAGUAAUAGGUUGCUGUAAAAUGCCAUUAAGUUUGGGAGCUUGCUUUUAGUAUAACAACUUUCAUGUAAACUCUGAUUUCUUCAGGACAUGGAUGAUACCAUGUUGGGUGGUUUUUUUGCUUGCUUUUACUAUAACCUAUGUUGUAUCUUGGUUUAAUUGCAAAAGUUAUCUUUCAAUGUGGUGACUAGGACAUGGAUGAUACUUCGUUGAGUCAGUUUUUGUACUGUCUAGUUGAUGGUGCUCCAAAUGAGAACUAACAUCGACAAAGUUGGGAAAAAAGAAGUCUUCGUAUCUUGCACUAUUCUCCCACAUCGAAUACAAGACUAAACCAAAGCUUCCAAGCAUAGUAUAAACAUCUAAAGUCCGUGAACAAAGAAGCUCAUACCUUUCUCGGCCUUUUGGCUAAGAUCAAGUGUAGUAUCUGUUCUUAUCAGUUUAAUAUCUGAUAUGUGGACCAUCGGUCCACACGAUAUUAAAUUUAUUUUUUUAAGGGGGAAAGUCCAUUAAGAUAGCUUGCUAUCUGGGUUUUCAAGUGUUGCCUAUGCGUUGUAGUACUGCACAGGCCUGGCACACCCUACCAA
Salvia hispanica is the source of this 1968-nucleotide messenger RNA. Its product is annotated as endo-1,4-beta-xylanase 2-like. Gene Ontology annotation, molecular function: hydrolase activity, hydrolyzing O-glycosyl compounds. NCBI's taxonomy places the organism in Eukaryota, Viridiplantae, Streptophyta, Magnoliopsida, Lamiales, Lamiaceae. The record is from RefSeq and is a predicted model, not a curated record. Gene Ontology annotation, biological process: carbohydrate metabolic process.